Paramisgurnus dabryanus is the source of this 3599-nucleotide messenger RNA. It is a transcript of the gene rpap2, whose product is annotated as RNA polymerase II associated protein 2. The record is from RefSeq and is a predicted model, not a curated record. Gene Ontology annotation, molecular function: RNA polymerase core enzyme binding; RNA polymerase II CTD heptapeptide repeat phosphatase activity. Gene Ontology annotation, cellular component: nucleus; cytoplasm. NCBI's taxonomy places the organism in Eukaryota, Metazoa, Chordata, Actinopteri, Cypriniformes, Cobitidae.
GGUUGAAGCGUGUCACUGACGGCUUGCCGUAGUGUAUGUUUUGUGACGUAUGCGGAAGAGGUUUGUUUUGAGAACAGAAGCAUGGAAGCCGGUGAAGACACGAGAAAGAUCCGAUCCUCAAAACCAAAGAAGAAAAGCGGAAAAGGAACCCAAACGAGAUCAGCUGCAGAUGAAGCGAAAAGGAGAGAGGCUCUUAAAGAGACCCUCAGAGAGAAACUUGAACAUGAACGCAAAGCCCUGCAGAUUGUUGAGAGACUUCUGGAAGACAACGUGACAGAGGAGUUCCUUAUCAGUUGUGUAAGGCACAUCACUCCUGCCAACUACAAAGACACAGUAGAAGAACGGUCCAUAGCAAAACUGUGUGGAUAUCCUAUUUGUUCAAAUAAACUCAACAAUGUACCAACUCAGCAGUUUAAAAUUUCCACCAAAACCAAUAAAGUCUAUGAUAUCACAGAGCGUAAGUGCUUUUGCAGUAAUUUCUGCUACAAAGCCUCCAAAUGUUUUGAACUCCAGAUACCAAACACUCCACUUUGGCUCAGAAAGGAAGAAAGCCCUCCUGAGAUUAACUUGAUGAAAGAUGGAGACAGAGGCAGCUCCGGGCAAGAAGUAAAGUUGAAAGAAAAGCCUAUAACAGAAGCCGACAUUGAGGAUCCUGUCCAAAACGUUGCUGAGCCACCGAGGGACUCCCUUUCCUGUAGUCAGAGUGACAGCAGUGACACUGAACAAGGCUUUGUCUCCAGUGUGGUUUCUAGGCGACAUAAACAUGCACGGGUACACUGGGGUAAACUGCCCAAAAGAGAUGGACAGAGUGAUCAUGAUGAGCCAAGCGGUAAACAGAAGCAAUCUGCACGUCCUGAAAAACAUGCUGAAGAUAUUGUUGUAAACAGAUCUUCUCAAGGCCCUUCACCACAGAAGGACCCUGAAGGAUCCAGCACAGAUUGUCUGCCUACACCAGAUAAAGUCACAUCUGUUGAAUCGAAUGUUGAUAAAACUGGGGAGCUUUUGAAACAGUGUAAUCUAGAGGACAGUCACAAUGUGACUACUAACCCUUCCCAGCCUGAGAUUGAAAACACUGCCCUUUCUUCUGGUGGUCUUAACAUUACUCAGGUAGGGAUGAGUAAGAGAGGAGUUGCAGGCCUUAAAGAUCUGUUAAAGGAUCAUAAAAAAGCUAAAUCGGCUCCUAAAGCCAUCAGUCUGUGCCUGUUGGAGCGUCUAAGACAAACCUUUAUGGAAUGGAGAACUGAAGAAACCAUGAAGUUUCUUUAUGGUCCAUAUCACGCUACAGAGCCUACGGCACAACAAGCAGAAGACAGUGAAGAGGAGCUGGAUGAAGAUGACCUGGAUGAGGCCGAGGUGAUGAAGGGCUUAGGACACUCGGGUGGAGAGCCUGCCAGACCCAGUGCUCCUGCUCCUGAUUUUGAAAAGCUGCGAAAAGAGACUGAGCAGAUGGAGAUGAGAGUGAAGGAGUUUUAUGAAGGAGUUUGUGUUCUGCCUGAGGAGCUGGAGCAAGAGUCGUUCAAAACAAGUGUUCGCACAGAGGACAGUGGGAAAGAUCCUCCUCUUCCUUUAGUUGAUUCGCAUGCACAGCACCUGAUUCAAAAACGCAUUGUUGUGGAGAAGCUCAGCAGAAGUUUGAGAGAUGUUGUGGGACCCCUGUGCUUAACAAUAAGUGAUGUCAUCAAUGACAUCAAUAAUCUGGUUAGGACUUUCAGGUUUACAAACACAAAUAUCAUUCACAAAAGCCCCGAAUGGACUUUAAUUGCAGUGGUUCUUCUUUCAGCGUUAACAGAAGUGUCACCCCUGCUGAGAGAGUCACUGACAAGUCCAUCAUCACUUGAGUACAUUGCCUCUUUGAUGAGAGAGCUGAAACUAAAGGAUGAAGAUCUACACAGCCUUGUGCUGCUCUUCAAAGCCCAAAUCACCCCACAAGUAUAAUGUAUAGCAUCACAGAAUCACAAUUUAUUAAAUAAAUGCCUGUCAGACAUGUGAAUAAUUUUAAUAAUCUGAACUAACAGAAAGCUAACAUUUUGUUUAAAAAAGGCAGGGUUUGGUAAGGCCAAUUCACACUGAUCCAACAAUUUGUUGAAGUUUGCUGGGUCAGUAUGAAACCCCUGUUGGCAGUUGUUGGAUCAAAAUAAAUGAGACUUUAGAAUGUUGGGGUUUGUUGGUGUUGGACCAGGGUGAAUUGGCCUGUAGUGUAGAUCAAAAAGGUGUGCAUCUUGUAGAAAAGAAGAUGCAAUUCUGUGUUAAUUAGGAAAUUUUGAAACCUCUCUUUUUUUUUAUUAACCUUGGGGAUCUUUGAUGGAUCUUUGUUGUUGUUGUUGUUGUUAAAUAUUGCACUAUUUUGUUUGGCACAGAAGUUAAUAUUGUGCGAACAGAGUAUAUUAUGUUUAUAAAAACACCAAAUAUCUAUGUCCAAUCUAAUCUCCUAACUGAUUUUUUAAAGACCAAUGACCUCAUUUAUAAAGCGCGCGUAUGCACAGAUUUGAUCGUAAAGUGUGCGUACGCAAAAAUCCACGGAAAAGGCCAUAUUUAUAAAAACGUAUCUUUGUCUUUUACAUGCAAAAGUGCUUAGCGUCACGUCAGUGUCUGAGUAGACGUAUACGCACUUUUGCUUGUCCGAUUGCUGCAGGUUUUUGAAAAAAAAAAAACAUUCUUGUUGCUUGAAAAGGGUUUAAACAUUAACAGGUGAGUUUUAUGUGACAUUUAGGCACCGUUUAAAUGCAGAGAUUUGAAACUAUUUAGCUGCAUAUAAUUUGGGAUUUAUAGAUUUCACAUCUACAUGCGCGUUUUCUGUGCGCACGUCCGUUUUAUGAAUCACACGUACGCACUUUUGAAAGUGAACUUAAGAUCAAUUUUAGGACGUUUUCUUCGCAGAAUUUUAUAAAUAAGGCUACAAGAUCCUCAUUUAUAAGCGUGCGUAUGCACAGAUUUAAUCGAAAAAUAUGCGUAUGGACAUAUUUAUAAAAGCUUCUUUUUGAUUUGACGUGGAAAAGUGCUUAGCGUCACGUCAGGGUCUGAGCAUACGCACUUAUGCUGGUCCGAUUGGAAAUAGGUUGAUUGGAAAUUAUUUAAACAUUGAAAGGUGCGUUUUUAUGUGUCAGUGACAUUGAUUAGGCAUCGUUUAAAGGCGGAAAUUUGCAAAUGUUCACCUGCGCAAAAUGUUAAGCUCAUUUGCGAUUUAUAGAUCUCGCAAUGCUUACACGCGCUUUCUAUGUGUACUAGGAAUACAUUUCGUUUUAUGAAUCACUCGUGCGCACUUUUAAGAAAUGCAAAUUUAGGACGUUUCCUAAGCAGUAUUUAAAUUAAUGAGACAUCGAAGGCGACAUCAAUUUUUUUCCCUUAAUUACAUAGUGCUUGACUAAAGUAGCCUAUUAGAUUGAAAUGCAAACACUAAAGAUUUAUUUAUUUACUGUGUGCAUCUUGACCUAUAUCACCUAUUCCUUUAAUCAGCAACCCACUUUAAUGUAGACCUAAUUCAAGUGUCUGGUAAAAGUAAAAAUGCUAUAAAAUGAUCAUUUGUGCAUCAGUUUAUUUAUCUUUUGCAGAAAAAAUCACAUCUUGUUAUAAAAUGCGUCAAAUAAAUUAAUUAGGCAAUU